GAUUAUAAUAGAAAUGUCACUCGCGCUGUGAAGAUUAUAAACAUACGAACUUUACUUCGUGUUUGGGUGGUGUUUUCGAUGUGUCACAAAAUAUUUUUUUAAUUUUUCUUGAUGGGGCAGUCUAAUAGCACCGACAGCGUUAUUCCACAGACGGUGGAAAACCUUCAUGACGACAUUUGCCGACAAGCAAGAUUACUUUCUGAAAUUGCUGCGCUUUCAUACGAUGAUCUGCAAGAGUGCAUUAAACAACUGAAUCAGCUAUGCAGUCACUGUGCUGAUAGAAAUGGCAAACAGUUAUUCUUUCUUGUAAAGAAAGGGACUGACUCAACGUUAUUAUGGAAGGGAACUGUUAAAAUAUUGUGUGUAAAAUAUGACCCUUCUACAAAACAAAUCGAAGGGCAUAGGCUCUUCAGCCUCGGUGACUUUUUAAAAGUUUGCCGGUCUCUUCAGAGUCAACUGCUAGUAGCAGAGCAAAGCAGUGAUUGUGCAACCAACCAGCCAGUGACUGGAAUGGAAGUUAACAACGGCCAGCAUAAUGGCAGUACCUCUAAUACCUUUGAAAGCUCAGCAUUAAUGUCAGAGUCACAUAGUUUGCCUACUCAGAGGUUAAUUAACACAUCCAUGAUACUGGAGGAGAGAGCCACACUUACAAGUGGUGCUAAUGAUUGCUGCAUUUGUUUGGAGAGAAAACCAGAUAUAGUUUUGCCAUGCACUCACAGCUACUGUGUGGUUUGUAUAGAACAGUGGAAUGUAAAUCACAAGACAUGUCCCAUAUGUCGUGAAGCGUGUGAAAGUACUGAUGACAGUUGGGUUAUUUCUGAAGUACCAGGAGCCCAUGAAAUAAAUGAAGCAAUAUGUUCAGCUCUCAUGGGAUUACCCUCAACAUCAGGCACUCCAAAGUGAUGCCUCUGACUGUCCAGCACUAUCAUGUCAUAGUUAUGAAAUAAAAUACAGACAAAAUACACCUGCACAUCUGUUACACGUUUUAUGUGUAAGGAUGAUAGAUAUGGUUUCAUGACCAUGAAUGGUAUGGCCAGCUAGUAGAAAUGGAAUAAUUUUAACAGGUAACUCUUGUUAUAUUUGACACACAUACAAAUUUGUAAAAUCGUGUUACAGAAACCCAAAUCUGAAGUGAAAAGUAAAAUUACAAUUAAUCACUUCUGCAUAUGUAUGUACUGCAGAUCCCAAGCUAUUUGAAAAUUCUUAAAAAAAUUGUCAUGGAAAAGUGAAGAGAAACUCACUCAUUGGUGUAAAUAUUGUGAAUUUUCUGAUUAUAAAUUAUUUUGAUGUCAUACAUGUAUUGAAGAAACUACACAAGGGAUAAAAAAUUAUUCCAUUUUA
Molecule: messenger RNA, 1341 nt
Organism: Schistocerca cancellata (South American locust)
Lineage: Eukaryota; Metazoa; Arthropoda; Insecta; Orthoptera; Acrididae
Product: RING finger protein 141-like
Exons: 4
Coding region: 112-903 (263 amino acids)
Biological process (GO): protein autoubiquitination
Molecular function (GO): ubiquitin-protein transferase activity
Source: RefSeq, a predicted model, not a curated record